Messenger RNA from Plasmopara halstedii, 1095 nucleotides. RefSeq lists its product as uncharacterized. Bases 384 to 581 code for a protein of 65 amino acids. The record is from RefSeq and is a predicted model, not a curated record. Lineage: Eukaryota; Oomycota; Peronosporomycetes; Peronosporales; Peronosporaceae. The transcript has a single exon.
AUAUUGUCAUGGAAUGAUAGCUAUAUCAUCUCAAUACGGACCGCAUAUGCUGUAAAUUAUCAUAGUAUACCACAUUAGUCAAAAAUGCACCAUGCUCGCACCCUCCAGUUUAUAUGUUGCACUCAGAGAACAUUACGCGAUUUUAAAACUUGUUCUCGAGCAUUUGUUUCAGGCCUCCAAAUACGAACAACAGACGCCGUGAGACGUAAUUCCGGCUGGGAACCUAUUGCCAAGAAAGUUAAGACAGCUGGAUAGAAGUAGAAAUUUUCCAACAACAGAAGCUUUACAAGCGUCUCAAACAUAUUGAAAUACCUGAUCAUUUUUACGCUAAAACUCUUCUCAAUACAAUUUUUUCGCCACAAUGCUGUUGAGUUUCUAUUCGGAUGAUGGACAAUGACGGCCAUUCCCUAUUCGUAGCACGAUAUAGAAGCUUGCCUUUGAUAAAAGGUACGUGGAUUUACAAACUGUCAAACUUUCGCAUGAAUUUGGACCGCUACAUGGUAGAUUCUUUCCGCUUGACGAGCUCCUAUAAACUUUGUCAAAGUGAAAUUUGUCACCGCGCUCAUUGUUUUUUUCGAUGAUAUUCUGCAGAAACCUAAAACAAGCUUACUACAGGUCUAACCAAAGUUUAUCUUAAGAAUGAAGGCUCUUGCUGCCUUUUAUUGCCAUAUUGAUUGUACAGUCUUGUGGUUUUACAUGCUCCAACACUGAGCGAAAAAAAAACGCGACUUGUAAUGCUCUGUGCGUACAAUUUAGGUAUUGAAGUCAGGUCCUAUUUAUAAUCUGCAUGAACUAUACAAUCGCAAGCUGCCCGUGAAGUGGAUAAGUGUUCAGUGUUCCUGUUCAGUAUCCGAAAUGACUUUGAAGGGUAACUGGGUAGUUAGUUAUUCAGCUCACACUUCAAGCUCCUUAUUUGUUGAGGCUUUAAUAAAGAUAUUUCUAAGAUUUGAUGUAGGGGUAUUGUAAAUUGAAAAAUAAGAAACCCCUUCAAUUUGCAACAUACCAGUCCGCGCUGGCAUAACUAGUUUGUACCUGAUCUUGAAGAGAACGCGAGGCGCCGCCAUAUCGAACGCGAUUGAUAUCAAAGUGGAAGAU